CCUGAAAAGAGGAAGCUUGUGGGCCAGCCACCUAACUCUGCCUGUGUUACACUGAGGAGGAGCUGCUUAGUAGAAGAUGAAGCCCUUGUCCCUAUUCAUAGAGAUAUUGAUAAUUCUUGGGGUCACAAUUAAAAAUAUCGAAGCAGAAAAACAUAAUAAAAAGCAAAAAGAAAGAAAUGUCACCACACAGGUAUCAGUGAAUGAAAUCAAACAAUUUUUAUCACAUACAUUGGAACGAAGAAAAUUGAAUAAAGUAAUCAAUAAAAGAGAAAAUCUCUUAGAAAAAAAGAAGAAUCAACAUAAAUUAAGAAUAAAAGGAAUUCAAAAUAAAGCUCUCUUGAAAAGAAAUAAAAAUCAUUCAAAAAAGCAAGCAUAUAAAAAUCUCACAGAUGAAGGAGACCAGCUUUUUAAGAUGGGCAUCAAGAUUCUCCAGCAGUCUAAAAGCCAAAAACAAAAAGCAGAAGCCUACAUACUCUUUGCCAAAGCAGCUGACAUGGGAAAUUUGAAAGCUAUGGAGAAAAUGGCUGAUGCUUUGCUAUUUGGAAAUCUUGGCACGCAAAACAUUACAGAAGCUAUCCAAUUAUAUGAGUACUUGGCUAAAGAAGGAUCAUAUAAAGCCCAAAACGCAUUAGGAUUUUUGUCUUCUUAUGGAAUAGGAAUGGAAUACAAUCAAGCUAAGGCACUGAUAUAUUACACUUUUGGAAGUGCUGGAGGAAGCAUGAUGUCCCAGAUGAUUUUGGGGUACAGAUAUUUGUCAGGAAUCAACGUUCUACAGAAUUGUGAAGUUGCCCUAAAUCAUUACAAGAAAGUGGCAGAUUAUAUUGCUGACAAAUUGGAAAAAAGUGAAGGUAUUCCAGUGGAAAAAGUGAGACUAACUGAGAGACCUGAAAAUCUGAGUUCUAACAGUGAGAUUUUGGAUUGGGACAUAUACCAAUAUUAUAAAUUUUUGGCAGAAAGAGGAGAUGUUCAGUUACAAGUAUCUCUUGGACAAUUACAUCUAAUUGGGAGGAAAGGUCUAGAUCAGGAUUACUACAAAGCAUUAUAUUACUUCUUAAAGGCAGCAAAGGCCGGGAGUGCAAAUGCUAUGGCAUUUAUAGGAAAGAUGUAUUUAGAGGGUAAUGCUGCAGCACCACAAAAUAAUGCUACGGCCUUCAAAUACUUUUCCAUGGCGGCCAAUAAGGGCAAUGCAAUUGGUCUUCAUGGGCUCGGUCUUCUUUACUUUUAUGGGAAAGGAGUUCCUGUGAACUAUGCUGAAGCACUGAAAUACUUUCAGAAAGCUGCAGAGAAAGGAUGGCCUAAUGCACAGUUUCAAUUAGGCUUCAUGUACUACUCUGGCUCUGGAGUAUGGAAGGAUUAUAAACUUGCCUUCAAAUAUUUUUACUUGGCAUCUCAGAGUGGGCAGCCCCUUGCCAUUUAUUACCUGGCCGAGAUGUACGCAACAGGAACAGGAGUGUUAAGAUCAUGCAGAACUGCUGUGGAGAAAAGGCUAAAAUUCUUGAAAAAGAGAAGAUGUAUCCAAUGGCACUUCUCCUAUGGAAUCGAGCUGCCAUUCAAGGACAUUCACUUGGCCAGGAGACUAUAUGAUAUGGCUGCUCAAACAAGUCCGGAUGCUCACAUACCUGUGUUCUUUGCCCUCAUGAAACUGGAAACUGUGCAUUUGCUCCAAGAUAUCCUGAUUUUUAAUUUUACAAUGAGAUGGAAAUGGAUGAAAUUGGACAACACCCUUGGACCAUACUGGGAUUUAUUUGUGAUUGGCCUAAUUGUUGCUAUGCUGAUCUUCUUGCUUAGAAAUCACUACCGGUAGGAUCUGGAUCAUAGGAAAACCAGUUCACUCCAAGGUAUCCUCGCUAAAUAAAGAACUUCCUUGUCAAACUCAAGAGUCUGCUGCAGAUUUCACACACAAGUCUGUGGUGGAAAAUGGACA
Ceratotherium simum simum (southern white rhinoceros) is the source of this 1924-nucleotide messenger RNA. Lineage: Eukaryota; Metazoa; Chordata; Mammalia; Perissodactyla; Rhinocerotidae. The record is from RefSeq and is a predicted model, not a curated record.